CGUGUUGAAUCCGGCAGCUCUCACAUAACCUUCAAAGCCGCCUCCCAUGGCUGCCACUGCUACUUCCUUCCAAUAUAUUCAAAGUCACUUUUCUUCCGAUCAAUCCAUUAUUUCCCACCGACGACACAGAAUCAGAUGGAUUUUCGAGGAAUACUUGGUUUCCAGUACGGCAUAGUUCAGGCUCCGCUUGGACCUGAUAUCUCCGGUCCUGAGCUUGUUGCUGCCGUCGCCAAUGCCGGCGGACUUGGUCUUCUCAGAGCCCCGGAUUGGGAGUCACCUGAUUUUGUACGAGGUUUGAUAAGGAAGACCCGAGCGUUAACGGAUAAAACAUUUGGAGUAGGUGUCAUUUUAGCAUUUCCUCACGAGCAAAAUCUAAAGGCCAUAUUAGACGAGAAAGUAGCAGUUGUGCAAGUGUACUGGGGAGAAUGUUCAAAGGAUCUUGUGGAUCAAGUUCAUUCUGCUGGGGUGAAAAUUAUUCCACAAGUUGGGAGUGUUGAGGAAGCGAGUAAAGCAGUUGAUGCUGGUGUUGAUGCAAUAAUUGUGCAAGGUCGGGAAGCGGGAGGGCAUGUUAUUGGUCAAGAAGGUUUGAUUUCCAUCUUACCAAGGGUAGUUGAUAUUGUUGGGAAUGAAGAUAUACCAGUAAUUGCGGCUGGCGGUAUUUCAGAUUCCCGUGGUUAUGUUGCUGCCCUGGCCCUUGGUGCUCGUGGUGUCUGCCUUGGAACUAGGUUUGUCGCUACUGAAGAAAGCCGUGCUCACCCUACAUACAAGAGGAAGUUGGUAGAACUGGAAGCAACUGAUUAUACAAAUAUUUUUGGCCGUGCAAGAUGGCCCGGUGCACCACAGCGCGUUCUACAGACACCCUUUUACGAUGAUUGGAAGUCACUUCCUGCCAAUGAAAAUGAAAGCAACCAGCCUGUCAUUGGCCGCUCAACAAUUAAUGGCUUGGACGUAGAUAUACGACGCUUUGCGGGUACCGUGCCAAAUGAAACAACAAAAGGCGACAUCGAGAGCAUGGCAAUGUAUGCAGGGCAAGGAGUUGGACUAAUCAAGGAGAUUCUACCUGCAGGAGAAGUGGUAAGGAGGCUGGUUGAAGGUGCUCAACAUCUGAUCCAAACACAUUUUAGUAGUUUUGUUCAUAAAGAUUGAUGCUUAGAGCUGCUAUAUUUUUUUGUUUUCUUGAGGAAAUAAGAUCCAAAAUCCGCAUGUAGUUAGAUGAAUGGCUGAAAAUUGAGAUCCUCCACUGUUAAUCAUGAACUCAGCGAACCUUAUGGUUUAAAUAAAGCAGUAAUUGGUAUUAUUAGCUAU
Benincasa hispida (wax gourd) is the source of this 1305-nucleotide messenger RNA. RefSeq names its product Aldolase-type TIM barrel family protein. NCBI's taxonomy places the organism in Eukaryota, Viridiplantae, Streptophyta, Magnoliopsida, Cucurbitales, Cucurbitaceae. Gene Ontology annotation, molecular function: nitronate monooxygenase activity. The record is from RefSeq and is a predicted model, not a curated record.